Molecule: messenger RNA, 1237 nt
Organism: Bactrocera latifrons
Lineage: Eukaryota; Metazoa; Arthropoda; Insecta; Diptera; Tephritidae
Product: protein late bloomer-like
Exons: 5
Coding region: 275-922 (215 amino acids)
Cellular component (GO): membrane
Source: RefSeq, a predicted model, not a curated record
ACAGCGAAUGAGUUUGACGUCGUCUAUCGGCAGACGGUCUCAGUUCAUUGCAAAUGGGCACGCGUCAAACCUAUACUACACCGAAAAUAGGAAUUCGAAAAUAGAUUUAAUACAAGCAAAGCGAUUUUAGUGAAUGUAAUAAUAGUAAAUUAAACAAAGUACAAAUAAAAGUUGGAUAAAAAUACGGAUCGCUCCCAAUUAGUGCAAAUAUAAUAAAAAUAAAUAAAUUAAUGAAAAAAGUGUUCAACAAYAGCAAUAAGUAAACAAAUACGCAAUGAUUUUCGCAACACCCUUAAUAAGGCACAUGUACUUGUGCGCCAACACGCUUUGCCUAAUCGUCGGUUUGAUUAUGGUGUUAUUAAGCGCGCUCUUCAUGGACUCCGUACAGAAUCUGCAUUUGAUUUAUUGCAUACUUGGCUUAAUGGCGGGUCUCCUAACGGCUCUGACCUCUUUAGUUGGCUAUCGAGCCAUAAAACCACCGAAGGCUGCCUUGAUGUGGUUGUAUUGUGCCUUGGUUACAAUUAUAUUCGUCACUCAAAUGUAUAUAGUAACGCAACUCGAAGCGACGAGCAUAAUCACGAGUACAGUCGAAGCCGUAGAGUUACUGUGGGAAAGGGAAUUGGUGGAAGAAGGUCCAAUGGCUGAUAUCGAAAGUCGGUUUCAUUGCUGUGGCCUGCACAAUGCUAGUGACUACACAUCCAUAAAUUUGCCACUGCCUGCUAGUUGCUUUUAUGCCGAGAACGACGCCUGGGACCAUUAUAAUGAAGGCUGUUUGGAGAAGGUGAAAUUUGCUGCUGGGAGAGCAAGCAAUGCGUUAUCCUACGCUGGAUAUACACUGACUGUGGCGCAGCUGUUGGCUUUGAUAUUCUCAUUCAUACUGACUUUAAUUUACCAUCGAACUGGAGAUUAUGAAACCUUAUAGUAUAAACAAACAUACUGAUUUGUGUAAAUAUUAGUAUUUGUUAAGUGGGAAAAAUAGUUUUUAUUAAAAAAAAUUUAUAUAUACAAUUCUAGCGUACAUGAAAUGAAGAUGUGUGCAAGCAGUCGCAUAUUGUGAAUUUACAAACAUAUUUUAAYUAAAAUAGUUUAUUCAUACCUAUAUAGUAUAUGUUUAUACAACGUAUCUACAAUUAAUUUAAGAUAACCUAUAAUUUGUUGGUACUAGUGAAUAUAACAGUAUUUUCGAAUUUUUAUAUAAUACAUAUAAUUUGAAUAAAAAAAAUCAGUUUUUACCAGA